Molecule: messenger RNA, 2990 nt
Organism: Rhopilema esculentum
Lineage: Eukaryota; Metazoa; Cnidaria; Scyphozoa; Rhizostomeae; Rhizostomatidae
Product: serine/threonine-protein kinase mos
Biological process (GO): protein phosphorylation
Molecular function (GO): protein serine/threonine kinase activity; ATP binding
Source: RefSeq, a predicted model, not a curated record
UAACGGGCGCGUAGUUUUUUACAAUGAUGGAAAUAAAUGCAUUGUUAUACUUUGCUUGCUAUUCUCAAUAGUUGUUUCAAGUCUAACACCUAGUUGCCAAGCCUGCUAUCAUCAGAGAGGGGAAAACAAUAAAAGCAAAAAAAAUUGUAAUAAAGCUUACAAACUAGAUAUCAAAAGCUUACAAACUAGAGAGUAGAGAAAGACUCAUGCUCGCUUGAAUUACUAUUGAAUCUCGUUUUGAAUGCACGAAUGUCGCAACUGCGGAUAAAACAGGUGCCUGAUGGCUUGGGAUCGGCUUGGCAGUCUACGUUUUUCAAAAAUGGCGCGCCUUUUCCAAAGGAGAAUUUGACCUUUGAUUGAAUUUUAUAUAUACCACCUCCCUCCUUUGCCGUAUUUGUUCCUUAUCCGUCCCUGGAAUGUCUUAUUUCCAACUACGACUUUUGCUUUGGUAUUAAUACCCAGAUUUCUUGUACUUAGCCGAGGCUUGAGUACCCUGCAAUCAUUUUUCUCGAAUUUGACAACAAAUCUAGCUGUGGGAAGGGUUGAUUUGUUCAUUCUCCCGCCAUAUGCUGUACAUUCAUGUAGAAAAUUAGAAGCAUUGUUUCCCAUUCCCUAAUGACUUUGCAGGUUAUUGUCAAAGCUGAACACCCUUUCAAGUCGACUAGCUUUAGAAACCUAUUCCCUAGAGGUGUGUAUGGAGAUACCCUGCAAAUCUGCAAACUGCAUUCAUAUUGUUGUGUAGUUGCAACAAGCUAAAAGCAAUACGAUAUGAAAGAGAAACUUAGGCAUGAAAAUGGUAGCAGAUUUGAUAAUAAAGAUUCGAAAUGUAGUUGAACUUCAAGAGUUCGACCUUCGUCGAACUCUGGGAGCUGGAGGCUUCGGCACAUGUUACGAGGCUGACUUUCACGGACAGCAAGUUGCGUUGAAGAAAAUCAAUCGAACGGCGAAAGCAAAAGCUGCAGCGCAGAGUUUUAAGUCUGAAACGCUUCCGGAGAUCUACGGAUUUACGCAUAGGAAUAUUGUGAGGCUCAUUACAGCAUCUAAUCCAAAUGCAGAAGAGCGAUUUAUUGUGCAGGAGUUUAUCGAGGGAAGGAAUUUACAGCAAGUUAUCGACGACAACGAUGAGGCAAUCGAGUUCGGUCGCUAUGUUAACUUUGCUAUAGACAUAUCGAGUGCACUAGACUAUAUUUCGCAAUUUGAAAUUGUGCACUUGGACCUUAAACCUGCAAAUGUGAUGCUUUCAAUGCAAGGUAUUUGUAAACUGACUGAUUUUGGUUGCUGCCAGUAUGCGGAAAAAGACCCCACCACUCCAGUUCGAAGCUAUCUCACGGGUACAUUUGCAUACAGGGCGCCAGAGCUGCUAAAAGGCAAAUCAGCCACCGCAAAGGCCGAUAUUUUCUCGUUGGGUAUAUGCAUGUGGCAAUUUUGGAGUCGGGAAUUCCCUUACAAUGGGAUGAACCAACAUGCUGUGAUUUUCAGGGUUUGUGCAAGUAACUUGAGGCCAUCCAUUCCAAAUGAUGCGAACAUCAACGAUGAAUUUAAAUCUCUGAUGAAGGCAUGCUGGUCUGGGAAACUCGAGGAGAGGCCAACUGCAAAAGAGGUUUGCGUUCAGCUUAGGUCCAUGCUCUAACUGGACCGAUCUGAUUAGAUGCAGAGAAAUAUAUGUGGACCCUUCUCAAGCAAAUCAAAGAGAGGCAAUCGCUUGAUCAGAGAAAAAGAGCUUGACAAACUGUUUAAUAACACACAUUGCAAAUAGUUUUAACUACCUUUUCUCUACUUAUGUAAUUAUUUUAGUAGACUGCAUUUAGCAGCUACCUUAUUUGAAGCCUCAGUGGCAUUUUUAGCGGCGUUAAAUACAAUGGGAAGCUUGUUCAAUGUUCCCCAUACCGAAGAAAGACCAAUCAAUCUCUGUUCCCUGCCUUCCCAUCUUCACUUUUUAUAAGAAUUGGACCGUUUUUAGAUUGGAGAUUUUCUUGGAUAUCUGAGGAAGAGAGUUGAUCUGCUGGCACAAUUAUCUAGGGCUUCUUCAAAACAGCAAGCAUCUUUCUUAAUGUAAAAGGGCUUGGCCAUAAAGCUUGACAAAUCUUGAGAUCAUUUCCUUUUGAAUUGUUAAGGAUGGGUAGUUAGAGGUCACUAACACAAAAACUUCAGCUUGGGCUGAGUUUAACACAGGCUUUGACACAGGCUAGGAUUUCAACCCGUCAAUUAUUUUUAAAUGGCUUAACAUGAUAAAUCUCAAUACGGAUGGAAAUAGAUUCAAGCUAUAUGGCCCAAAUUGAUUACCCAAGACAAUGAGAAAUAUAUUAGCGGGAGGGAGGGGUUGCUAGAAUUGACUGCUUUUCCUUCAACACGACCCAAGCUGAAUCUUAUAAUCCCAACCCUUGUUGAGAUUUGUUCUUCUAAGCCCUAUGAGGGCUUACACGGUCAACAGUGUUGAAACUCACCCCGGGGUAAGAAUUCUGACGUUAACAGCUUCUGGAGGCCGCUAGGAAUGCAAAUCACAGAAUUAAAGCUUGUUUGAAGCUUUGCAUAUCAAUGAAUAAUAUCUUCCCAUAGAAAGGCCCAAAUACACAAAUUGUAUUAAACCGUGCCAGUUUGGCCCAGUGGUGUAGUGCUAGGGGGACUCGGGGGGACUGAGCCCCUUGUAGAUGCCGAAAUCGGCAAAUUUCGACUUUGCUAUUGCUUUCGCAACAUUUUAUGCAAGAACCCGCCUUGUGAUUUUGGUAGCAUUAUACACCCCUGGUUUAGCCAAUGCCGUAGAGGCUGGUCAGAGCUCUCAGAAUCAAUUGCUUCUGCGUAUCUCAGAAUGUAUUUCAGUAUUUUAGUUUUUAAUUGUAUAUUGUAAACAGUUGAUCUUUGCAAAUCCUGUAAUUUGAAUGAAUCCUUGUAGUAUUAAAUAUUUGAAUAUGAAUUAAAAGAAAUAUUAUCAUUGUCGACUUUUUAACCUUCAGCUGACAUACGAUAAAAAUUAUUAUAAAAAGCACGAAAAA